UCAGGCGGGUGCUGGGUCAUGCACGCUGUGCUGCCCUCCUGUGCGGCCCCAGGUGAAGAUGGGACUGUCGCCUCAGUGUGCGCCAACACCUCCCCUGUCCCCCACGUGCGGGUCGCAGGGCCAGCUCCCUGUGCGGCCUCCUCCCUGCCGGGUCACAGCCCCGCCGCGCUGCCUACCCAGCAGCCGGGCUAUUUAUAGCUUCAGCUGCUCUGUGGCUCCUGGGAGGGCCCGGGCGGCUCCAGGCCGGGCUGGUGGGCGCAGGACAGCUCACCCCGCACCGGGGCCAUGGCUGGGCAGAGCUUCCCCUUCACGACCUCCGCCCUGCGCAGCCUCCGCCUGCAGCGUGAGUGGCUGGAGUGGGAGGACCGGCGGCGAGCGGUGGCCCGACGCUGCCGUAGCCACAGGGACCCUGCCGAGGCCCGGGUGCAGCUCGCCAAGCCCCACCGCCGCUGCCGCGACCCCGCCGUGCACAGCGCCCUGUUCGCGGGCGACCUGCAGCAGGUGCAGGCGCUGUUCCAGGAUGAGGAGGCCGCCAACAUGAUCGUAGAGACCGUGAGCAAUCAGCUGGCCUGGUCGGCAGAGCAGGGGUUCUGGGUGCUGACCCCCAAGACCAAGCAGACGGCGCCCCUCACCAUCGUGGCGGCCAGAGGCUACACGGACUGCGCCCGCCACCUGAUUCUGCAGGGUGCUGAGCUGGACGCCCGGGUCGGGGGCCAGGCUGCCCUGCACGAGGCCUGUGCGCACGCCCGGCCCGACUGUGUGCGGCUGCUGCUGGCCUUCGGCGCCAGGGCCAACGUGCUGUCAGAGGAGGGAGCAGCGCCCCUGCACCUCUGUACCACACCUGAGUCCCUGGAGUGCGCCAAGCUGCUGCUGGACGCGGGCGCCGCCGUGAACCUGGCCGCGGGGGACGAGGCCACGCCGCUGCACGUGGCUGCCGCGCGAGGGCUGGAGGCGCAAUGCUGAAGCACUGUGCCAACUGCCCCCGGGCCCUGGAAGUCCUGCUGAACGCCUACCCCUGCGUGCCAAGCUGCGACGCCUGGCUGCGGGCCGUGCUCCCGGAGGUGUGGCAGGCGCACGAAGCCUUCUACAGCUCGGCUGGACGCAUGGUGAACCAGCCGCGCCGGCUGCAGCACCUGGCCCGCCUUGCUGUGCGUGCUCAGCUUGGAGACCGGUGCCGUGAGGCUGCCGCCCGGCUGCCGCUGCCCCCACUGCUCCGGGACUACCUGCUGCUGCGCGUGGAAGGCCGCAUUGAGUGACCGGGCAGCCGGCCCGGAGACCCUCACUGGCCCUGACCUCUACCCACCUCUGCCCUGGCCACCUGAGAUGGCACCCCAUGUUGCCGACCUCCCCUGCCACCCUC
Messenger RNA from Chinchilla lanigera (long-tailed chinchilla), 1360 nucleotides. It is a transcript of the gene Asb16, whose product is annotated as ankyrin repeat and SOCS box containing 16. The record is from RefSeq and is a predicted model, not a curated record. Lineage: Eukaryota; Metazoa; Chordata; Mammalia; Rodentia; Chinchillidae. Gene Ontology annotation, molecular function: transmembrane transporter binding. Gene Ontology annotation, cellular component: synapse; membrane; axon initial segment. Gene Ontology annotation, biological process: negative regulation of delayed rectifier potassium channel activity; intracellular signal transduction; neuronal action potential.